Messenger RNA from Naegleria lovaniensis, 519 nucleotides. RefSeq lists its product as uncharacterized. Gene Ontology annotation, biological process: dolichol-linked oligosaccharide biosynthetic process. The transcript has a single exon. The record is from RefSeq and is a predicted model, not a curated record. Bases 1 to 519 code for a protein of 172 amino acids. Gene Ontology annotation, molecular function: hexosyltransferase activity. Lineage: Eukaryota; Heterolobosea; Eutetramitea; Acrasida; Naegleriidae.
AUGCCCCGAGUUUUUGUUACCGUCGGAACUACACGAUUUGAUGAAUUGAUCAAGGUCAUGAGUCAAGAGUCGGUCAUCCAAGCUUUGCAUGACCAUGGAUACUCUCAUCUCGUAAUGCAAAUCGGAACUGGUGAGGAACCAGAAAUCAACCAUACUUCCAUUCCAGCUGGAAUGAAGGUUGAAUUCUUUGGCAAGAAGGAUUCUAUUCAUGAUGAUGUACAACAAGCAGAUUUGAUCAUUAGUCAUGCUGGCUCUGGUAGUUUAUUUGAAUCAUUAAGAAUGGGAAAGAAGAUUAUUGCUGUUCCGAAUGAAAGUCUCAUGGGCAAUCACCAAACCGAGUUGGCCAACGCACUUGGUCAGGAUGGCAAUGUUAUUUCAGCACGAAUUCAUAAUUUGGAGCAGUUGAUUGUCGAACAAGGUGAUGAAUUAUUCACACAAAGACUCCAACAACUAAAACCAAUGCAAAAAGCCAAUACAAAGGCCUUUGCUGAUGUAGUGGAUGAUGAAAUGAUGAAUUAA